AACCUUCAGUAAACAAUCCACCUCUUUAACACAAUGGAGUUGUCAUCUGGGUUCUAUGGGAGGAGCAACCCACAUAUGUUAUCGACCUCAGGUGGCAAAGCAAUGGGGAAGUUAAUUGAGGCCACCCAUGAGCCUGCUGGUGUUGAAAUUAACAUGAAACCUGUUCUUGACAUUGUUGAAGACAUCUUUGAACGAGCAACCCCUGCUGCUCCGGGAGCAAUCAAGCAAGUGGAUGCUUCGGAACCGGAUGAAAGGGCUCUCCAUUAUUCCAGCCUUGAACAGAUGAUGGACGUCUUAUCAGCCACCAUAAAUAGAAUUUCCUGCGAGAUAACCUACCGGUUGUCUAUUGGUGAAGAUGCACAUUCAACAACUCUAGCAGUGGCUCAGAUAGUUAAAGGCUACUCGUGGGAUGCAAAGAUUGUGCUAGCCUUGGCAGCAUUUGCGAUGACUUAUGGUGAAUUCUUGCUGGUGGUUCAGCUUUACGCCACUAAUCCACUUGCCAAAGACGUUGCACUCCUCAAACAGUUGCCUGAAAUUCUUACACGAGCUGACCUUUUGAAACCCAAAUUUGACACACUUGCCAACCUCAUCAAUGCGAUGGCGGUGGUAGCCAAGUGCACUGUGGAAUUCAAGGGGCUUCCAUCUAAGUACAUUAGGCCCGAAGACCCGGAAAUGUCAUCCGCCAAUGCUGAUAUUCCUUCAGCUGUUUAUUGGACCAUCCGAAGUACAGUGAUAUGCUCAUCACAAAUUAUGGGUCUCAUUAAUAUGGGCCACGAGUUCUUAUCAUCGACAACAGAUGCUUGGGAGUUGUCAAGUUUGACGCAUAACAUCAAUAGCAUAUACAACGAUCUAGUGGAGAAACUCAAUCGUUGUCGUCAACGCAUUAAUGAGAGAAAGGAUAUUGAGGCAUUUGAAACGUUGGUGCGCCUCUUUGAUGCAGUCCAUAUUGAUAAUAUGAAGAUCCUCAAAGCUCUGAUUUACGCUAAGGAUGACCAGCCCCCACUUUGGGAUGGAACUACUAAGCAAAGAGUUAGCAUUGAAUUGCUGAGGAGGAAGAGUGUGCUAUUACUGAUUUCAGACCUUCAGAUCCCGGAAAAAGAGCUUAUUAUUCUUGAACAGAUCUAUAAUGAAUCACGAGUGCAGCCAACGAGGAUCGAGAGUCAGUACGAGGUGAUUUGGAUCCCAAUCGUUGACAGAUCCAGUACAUUUGAUGACACAAUGAGGAAGCAAUUCGAGUCUCUACAAGCAAUGAUGCCAUGGUACUCGGUCGGUCACCCUUCCAUGAUUCAACCAGCGGUGAUGAGGUACAUCAAGGAGGUGUGGGGUUUCAACAAGAAGCCUCUGCUAGUGGUGUUGGACCCUCAAGGAAGAGUUGUGAACCCUAAUGCGAUGCCUAUGAUGUUUAUUUGGGGAAGCAUGGCUUUCCCUUUCACCAAGCUCAGGGAAGAAGCUCUUUGGAAGGAAGAAACAUGGAGGAUUGAACUAUUGGCAGAUUCCAUUGACCCCUCCAUAAUCAAUUGGUUAACGGAUAGGAAAUUCAUUUGCUUGUAUGGUGGAGAAGAUAUGAAUUGGAUCCGGAAAUUCACAACAACUGCAAAAGCCGUUGCGAAAACUGCCAAUAUCGAAUUGGAGAUGCUUUACGUGGGAAAAAGCAACCCUAGGGAGAGAGUUCGAAGAAACAUGACCAACAUCGAGUUAGAAAAUCUCAGCCAUACACUGUCAGACAUUUCGCUCAUAUGGUUCUUCUGGGUGCGACUUGAAAGCAUGUGGCACUCCAGAGCUCAGCACGGCGUGACCGUACGAAAUGACCUAAUCAUGCAGGAGAUUUUGACCAUGCUCGGCUUCGAUGGAAGCGAUCAAGGGUGGGCCGUGAUAAGUAGGGGAGCCGAUGAAAUGGCAAGGGCUAAGGCGGAGACCUUUUUGAAAAGCCUGGAAGAAUAUACGGCGUGGGAAGCGGCGGCGGCGGAGAAAGGUUUUAUUCCGGCACUGAAUGAUCACUUUCGAAGUCUUCGCACGGAGCACCAUUGCAACCGCCUGACGCUUCCGGGGAUUAGUGUUGCUGAAAUUGGAAGCAUCAAGGACACGGUCGUUUGCGUUGACUGCGGCAAGCCGAUGGAAGCGCUCCUCAUGUUCCGCUGCUGCACCGAUUGAUGUUUAAGGCGUCGCUGAUCGACCGUGCUCAUUGGAGUCAUUGUGGAGUUGGUGUUAAUAAUUACAAGCUGCUUUGCUUGAUGCUAUAAGUAGGCUGCUGAAUAAAAUGUUGAAGAAAUCCCAUGUAUUAUUAAUAUAUGCGAAUUGCAUUUCGCAUGCAGGAAGUUCACAAUCCCGGGAUUAGUUCUUUUUCCUGGCAUGAUAAAAUAAAGUCUGUUACCUUUCCUUUC
This is a messenger RNA of Gossypium raimondii (Peruvian cotton), 2381 nucleotides long. RefSeq lists its product as hypothetical. Bases 34 to 2151 code for a protein of 705 amino acids. Gene Ontology annotation, biological process: phloem development. The record is from RefSeq and is a predicted model, not a curated record. NCBI's taxonomy places the organism in Eukaryota, Viridiplantae, Streptophyta, Magnoliopsida, Malvales, Malvaceae. The transcript is spliced from 7 exons.